AUGGCGCGUCUCGGCUCGCUGACGUCUGGAGCCUCCGGUACUCAACAUGAGGGCGAAGGCGGCGUGCGCCGGGUGGCGCCCACGCAGGCAGAGUUGACGGCGCGAUUCCCCUUCGUCCGCGAUUGCCUGCCUGGGCAGUUGCUUCAGCUUCGCCUCGAGAACUGGAUGGCCUACACGGGGCCUGUCGAGGUCAAUUUUCUCACCGGCAUCAAUCUCCUGGCGGCUCCAAAUGGCGCAGGGAAGAGCAGCUUGCUGUGCGCGAUGGCUUUCGGGCUCGGCUACGACGUCUCGCACAUCUCACGUAGAGGCUCGCGGCUGCGCGACUUCAUCAAGGUCGGCUUCAGCACCUGCAGCGUCGCCUGCGUCCUUGUCGGACGGAGGCCUGGCGAGUUCGUCACCACCAAGCGCGAACUCAGGCUGUCCGGCGACCAGACGACCUCGACGUUUUACAUCAACGGCCGCGAGUGCGGAGUGGAGGCUCGCGCCGAGUUCCACAGGAAGCUGAAGCUCCAAGUCGACAACUUGAUCUGCUUCAUGCCCCAGGAACGCGUCCCCGAAUUCGCCACCAUGCGCCCAGAAGCGCUUUUCAUGGCGACGCUGCGGGCCAUCGACUUCGACCUCCACGAGGCCUACGUGGGGCUGCGAGACUGGGAAGCGAAGCGCGAGGAGACCGAAGCGCUGCUCACAGAGGGUCGCGCAGACCUGCUGGUGCUGUCGAGGGCCGUCGAGAAGCUGCGGCUGGAGCACGAGGAGCUCCAGCGCCUCCAAGGCUGCGAGAAGAAGCGCAUUCUCUGCGAAGGCAAAAUACUCCAGCUGCGCCUGUCCGCGGUACGGCAGAGCCGCAGCGAGCAGAUGCGCGGCCGCGAGAAGCUCGAGAAGAAGCUGGACAAGGCGAAAGCGGCUGUGGCGCGCGUCGACGAAAAGCUCCGCGCCGUGGAGGCGGUGCUGCGCAGGGUCACCCAGGACCGCGGCCGCCUCACCGCCAGGUGGAUUCGCGCCCAAGAGACUGUGGGCACGCAGCUGGAGGACUUCGUCGCAGACGCGAUGGCGGACGUGGAGAGACUUGAAUCCAAGAUCGCGGCGCUGCCGGAAAAGGCGCAGGAGUGGAAAGCGGAACGCGAGCGGCUAGAAAAAGAAUUCGCGGUUCGUCACACCGUUCUCGAGCGCGCGAGAGCGACAGAAGAAAAGGUUCGGCUGGAGGCUGAGCGCGAUAAGGCACACGUGGCGGCGCGCAUGCAAGAAAUUCAGGAUGUGGUCGCGGAGUGCAGCGCCCGACGCCGAGCGUUGCAGCAGGAGGCCGCAGAGGCCCGCCUCCGCCUCCAAACGCUCGAGAGCGAAGAGCAGGACUUGCACCGGCAGAUCGCGACGGAGAGGCGGAAAGAAGCGAUUCUUCGCGAGAAUCGCGAGGGCGCCGCGGUGAAGAAUCUGUUCCACUUUCUGGCUUCCGGCGGCGGCGACCGCGGCCGGCAGCAGAGCCUGCAGACAGCACUGCAGCUGCAGAGAGAGAAGAAGCUCCGGCACUCGUUCGGUCCCGUCGCACUCAUCACCAAGGUCAGGUCGGCGCGCUACCGGCCGUACGUGGAACAUCUUCUCCAGGCGCGUCUGGCCGCUUUUGUGUGCGUGGAUGAGGAAGAGAUGAAGCUCCUCUCGCGCCUGAGCUGCCACGGACUCCUACUCCGCGCUGACCUCCGCGGGCGCGUUCGACUCCCGACCGCGACGGCGCAGAUGAAGGCGAUGGGCGUCGAGUGUUUCAUCCACGAGCAGCUGGCCUUCGAGGCCGCGAGCGUCGAGGACGCCGCGGAAGGCGAGCGGGGGUGCGUGAAGGACGAAGGGGCGGGGGAGACGCGCGACGACGCGGCGCGGAGGCGGCGGCAGGAAGCCGUGGAGGCCGUGAUCCGCGAGACGGUUGUCUCCUUCACGAAUGCCAACAGCAUCUUCGUGGCGCGCGACUCGCUCACGCCGCAGGAAGAGCAGCGCAUGCAGCAGUUCAUGAAGGAUGAGCUUGCGCGCGUCUUCCAGUUCCCCGUGCGGAAGCUCGUUUACUUCAAGGGCAACGCUGUACACAGCGUGCAAAAGAGCAUCCACGACAACUUCUGGAUCGACGCAUGCGACGUCCUGCGAACGAGACUCCCCGCACACGCCCAACCCCCCGCCGCCAGUCGAGAGAAACAGGGCAGCGCCGGCGCGCCGGCUGCGGCCUCCACAGCUGCGACUGUCUCGUCUGCGGCACUGGCGCCGGCUUUCGCGGGCGUCCUCGACGUCGUCGCGGAAGGCGUGCCGCGCCGAGUUGGAGAGGGCGACAAGGAGGCGAGUGCCUGCCGACGCCGAGAGGAGGCCUUCGCGGCGCGGCGCGUGCAAAUUCUGCAGGAGCGCGAGCGGCAUGUGCAGAAGCUCGAGGAGCUGGAGACGGCCUGCGACAAUGUUACGCGGAGGCGCCAAAUGGCUGUCGCAGAGAGGCAGACGCUCAUCGAGAAGGACACGAAACUCGCGAAGGCCGCCCACGAUGUCGCCUUCGCCAAAGAGCUCUUCGAGGCCGUCGCGACCGAGAUCCGCGCACUCGACGCAAAGCGGCCGCCGCGCGGCGCCCUCCUCGCAGAGCAGCGGCGCCUGCAGCAGCGCAUUUGGGAUCGUCUCUCUGAGGCUCUUUGCAGCGAACAGGCUGCGGCGAAGAAGCUGCAUGCGCUGGCGGACAGCUGGCUGAAGAUGCGCGAAGAGGCGGCCAGCGUCGAGGGCUACCGCGAGGAGCUGCGCAAGUUGAAGGACGAGCGUCAGGCGCCUGCUCAAGAGGUGCUGAAGCUGGAGGCCGAGGUCUUUGAGCUUGCGGCGGCGAUUGCAGUCCUCGAGCGAGAGAUCGAGACGCGCGCGGACAGUUUUGAGCGAUGGAACGAAGAGGCCGCGCUGCUGUACAGAAACGUUUUCCUUUCGUUCGACGACUUCGAGGCCUCUGCCGCAGACCCUUCCCCCGCAAACCGCCGCUCGCGGCAGCGGAAGCGGCUCAGAGGCGGUGACGAGGCCGAGAGGAGCGAGAGCGAAGAGGAGACCGUAGAUCGUAAGCGGCCAAGGCGCUCCGAGGACGCCGAGAGCGACGAGGACCUCUUCCAAGAGCGCAGCAUCGAAGAAGAUGAAGAGCAGCGCAACACAGACUUCCGCGCCUUCCUGCGGAGAGUUAAGGAUGACCUGCGGCAGGCGAACUUGCCCGACGACGAAGCCGAGCUGAAGUCGCUCAUCGAUGCCUGCACGGAGGAGCUCGAGCGCAGCGGUGGAGGCAAUCGCCAGGCAUUCCGCGACUUCCGCGCAAAAGUCCAGGAGAAGAAAAAGAGGGAAACCGACGUCGCCAGACUCGAGGAGAAGGCAAAAAGCCAACAAGAGAAAAUUGACAAAGUCAAAGAAAGCUGGCAUCGCCGCAUCACGGAGAUCGUCAGCACAGUCAGUCGGCGCUUCGGCGUCUUCCUCAAGUUCAUCAACCCGGACGCCUCCGGCUACGUCGCCCUCCACGACCCUGCCGCGCCUUCAUCUUCUUCCGACGCCUCGGCUUCGGCCUCUUCGGGGGGAGGCGCCGCGCCGAGCGUCCGGGACUUGGAGCUGCGCAUCUGCGUCUCCUUUUACCGAGGGCAGCCGCCGCGCCCGCUCAACACGCGACACUCGGGCGGCGAGCGGUCGCUCUCCACUGUCCUCUAUCUCCUCGCAGUCCAGGCCUAUGCGCGCGAGGGAUUCCGCGUGCUCGACGAGAUUAACCAGGGGCUCGACGGCGAGAAGGAGAAGAAGCUCUUCGCGCUGCUCACGCGCGUCGCCCGCGGCUGGGAAGGGACAGACGAGGCCGUGGAGACGCGGCUGGCGGGCGCCGAGGAGUCGUCCGCGGCGCCUGCGCGGCCUGCGGGCGGCGGCGUUCAGUACAUUCUGCUGACGCCGCAACUCGUGAAAGGCACGGACUACUCAAGCAUCUCUGUUCACUUCCCCUUCAGCGGACUGCACCUGCAGCUGCGAAAGUGGCACGACGAGGGAGCCUUGUGCGCCGGUGCGGAGGCCGUGAGACGCCAAUCAGCUAAAAAGGAACGCGAGGAGCCGCGCGGGUACUGGCUAGACAAGGCAGCCGUCCACGCGGUGCGACAGAUUCUCCGGGAGGAAGACAGAAGGAAGGCCGAGGAGGAGGUGGCGAUGAAGAAGGCAGAGAGGAGCAAAGCGGGAUCCGCGCGGGGUGAUGAGCACUGA
Besnoitia besnoiti is the source of this 4209-nucleotide messenger RNA. Its product is annotated as RecF/RecN/SMC N terminal domain-containing protein. The record is from RefSeq and is a predicted model, not a curated record. Lineage: Eukaryota; Apicomplexa; Conoidasida; Eucoccidiorida; Sarcocystidae. Bases 1 to 4209 code for a protein of 1402 amino acids. Gene Ontology annotation, molecular function: ATP hydrolysis activity; ATP binding. Gene Ontology annotation, cellular component: Smc5-Smc6 complex. The transcript is spliced from 14 exons. Gene Ontology annotation, biological process: double-strand break repair via homologous recombination.